AAUUGACUUCUUCUUACUCAUAAUAAUCACAUCCAAGUGGCUAUAACUUCACUUUCAAUCUUUGGCAUAGUUUCCAUUGUUGAAACGUGACAAAACACCUGUAGCCAUCCGAUAAGACUACCACACACAUUUCUUCAAACUCACCUUAACUUCAUUUACUCUCACUCGGUUCCUUCUUCCUUCAUCAACUCCAUUUUCUUUUUCAUCCAAACAUGUCCUCCACUUACGCAAACCCAGCAACAUCAUACAAUCUCAUCUUCUUCUCAAUAUUACUCCUUUCUUUUGCAACAACAACAAAAUCCGACAACCCACCCUGCCCGUAUCCCUGUUACCCACCACCCACCGGAGUCGUCACGCCCACAACCCCUUCAACUGGCGGUGGUUCCACCGUUACACCGGCACCACCUCAACCCGUGUUAUCAUACCCGCCACCUUCUGGCUCCUACCCUUUUUACCCAACACCGCCUUACGGCGGCGGUGGCGACAACAGCGGCGGCGGAGGUGGUGUUUUUGCCACCCCGCCACCCCCUGAGCCUAUUCUUCCCUACUUUCCGUUCUACUACAGGAAGCCACCCCACAAGCCAGAAGACAACUCAGCACCGACCAGUUCGAAGAAACGGAAGGAGAUGGUUUUCAUAACUAGUUUGUUGUCGUUGCUUCUUCUCUUUGUAUAACUCUUUUCAUCGAAAUCUUCAUGUACUCUAAAUUGUUAAUUUAAUGCUUCUUCUUUUUUCCCUGUUGUGUUUAGAAAUAUAAUGUUAAGUUACCCACGUUUUUUGUUUUGUUGCGUUUAAGAAAAUGUUACUUUAUCUGUUGUUUGCGGCUGA
Vigna radiata var. radiata (mung bean) is the source of this 827-nucleotide messenger RNA. Its product is annotated as leucine-rich repeat extensin-like protein 1. NCBI's taxonomy places the organism in Eukaryota, Viridiplantae, Streptophyta, Magnoliopsida, Fabales, Fabaceae. The coding region runs from base 213 to 674 and encodes 153 amino acids. The transcript has a single exon. The record is from RefSeq and is a predicted model, not a curated record.